Hevea brasiliensis (rubber tree) is the source of this 1826-nucleotide messenger RNA. Its product is annotated as AAA-ATPase At4g25835-like. NCBI's taxonomy places the organism in Eukaryota, Viridiplantae, Streptophyta, Magnoliopsida, Malpighiales, Euphorbiaceae. The transcript has a single exon. Gene Ontology annotation, molecular function: ATP hydrolysis activity; ATP binding. The record is from RefSeq and is a predicted model, not a curated record. Bases 192 to 1769 code for a protein of 525 amino acids.
AAAACGAUUCCUCUACAGACUCUCUGAUCUGUGGUGUCCCAAUCCAAAACGUCCUCAAUCCCCAACUCAACCCUCUCUUCAUAUGUCAUCUUUUUCACCUAUGAUAUAUAUAAAUUGAAGCACACAUUACCUAGACAGAGACAAAAUCACAAUUCACCAACCAAAAAACAAACGACAAUAGAAGAAGAAACAUGGAGAUUUUGUCGCAAAUGUGGUCUCUUCUUGGCCUUCUCACAGUCAUCCAAAACAUCUUACCCACACAGCUCCUCUCCCUUCUCCGCUCCAUCUACGAGUCCCUCCAAGACCUCAUCUCUCCUUAUUCGUACUUCGACAUCCCUGAAUUUAAUGGCUGCUGUGGUGUUGACAUCAAUGACCUCUAUCGCCAUGUCAAUCUCUAUCUCAACUCAGUUAACUCUUCCACCUCCGCUCCCGUCUGCCGCCGCCUCACCCUCUCCCGCUCCAAGUCCUCCAACUGCAUUUCCUUUGCUGUAGCUCCUAAUCAAACUGUCCACGACACUUUCAACGGCCACUCUCUUUAUUGGACUCACCAUGUCGAAACUGUCCAAGACUCAUUGGAAGAGAAACGCAGCCUCACACUCAAGUUACCAAAGCGUCAUCGCCGCACCCUACUCUCACCGUAUCUCCUGCACGUGACAUCACGUGCCGAGGAGUUCCAGCGGGUGUCAAGGGAGAGAAGACUCUUUACUAACAAUGGGAAUGCCUCUUACGAGUCAAGAUGGGUCUCAGUUCCUUUCCGUCAUCCUUCCACUUUCGAAACACUUGCUCUCGAGCCCCAAUUGAAGAAGCAGAUAAUAGAGGACUUGAAUUCAUUUGCUAAUGGAAGAGACUUCUAUCACAGAGUUGGACGCGCAUGGAAGAGGGGUUACUUGCUCUGUGGUCCACCAGGCUCUGGCAAGUCCAGUCUGAUCGCUGCAAUGGCUAACUAUUUGUGCUAUGACGUUUAUGAUCUUGAGCUCACCAAAGUCACAGACAACUCGGAACUCAGAGCUCUUCUAAUACAAACCACCAGCAGGUCUAUCAUCGUGAUCGAAGACAUAGAUUGUUCUGUCGAUUUAAAUGCUGAUAGAAUGCUAAAAAGUACAAGAAAAAGAUCCCAGCCAUCAUCCGGAAAGGACUCGGGAAAGGAAGAGGAGAGCGGCCGCGUCACCUUAUCAGGGCUCCUCAACUUCACUGAUGGGUUAUGGUCGUGCUGCGGAGAAGAGAGGAUCAUAGUGUUCACAACCAAUCAUAGAGAGAAUGUGGAUCCUGCGUUGAUUAGAUGUGGCCGCAUGGAUGUGCAUGUUAGUUUAGGCAAUUGUGGGAUGCAUGCCUUCAAGGUCUUGGCGAUGAACUAUUUGGGGAUAGACUCACAUUCCCUAUUUGACGUGGUGGAGAGCUGCAUAAGGUCCGGCGGUGUCCUCACGACGGCACAGAUAGCGGAGAUAUUGCUGCGGAACAGAGGGAAUGCAAAUUUAGCAAUGAAGGAGGUGGUGGGCACAAUGCAGGCAAGAAUUUUGAGCAGCGGGAGUCACAAGGAGCAUUUGAUGGACUAUGAAGAGAAGUUGACAAGGACACCGCAGAGCAUGUUGGCGGUUGGGUCACCGGAGAAUCGGUACUCGUUGCCGGGGAGGAUUGGAGAGAAGAAGAGAAAGGAAGGCGGCAAUAAAUGGGAGAAGAAGGCAAAGUUUCUUGUUAGGCUCAGAUAUUUGACCAAGUCUGACUCUGGUGGAAGGGGGCGUGUGACUGAGGACAUUAGAUCCAGAAAAUGACAUAUGAAUGUUGGUCUCUUUGCUCACUGGACCUCCACCUAGGCCUAGCAUAGAGAA